Molecule: messenger RNA, 279 nt
Organism: Lodderomyces margitis
Lineage: Eukaryota; Fungi; Ascomycota; Pichiomycetes; Serinales; Debaryomycetaceae
Product: SAGA histone acetyltransferase complex subunit
Exons: 1
Coding region: 1-279 (92 amino acids)
Source: RefSeq, a predicted model, not a curated record
AUGAUCGCCAAAAUCAUAAAACAACAAGUAGUCAACACUUAUUCCGAUUAUAUGACGGUGGAGAAAAUCACAAUAUCCGAUCCACAAAUUGAUCAACUAUUGACCAAUUUCAAUCAACUGAAAGACAUAAAUAAGGAUAUUUUCGGUCAAGAUAAAACCAAAUUGAAAACCAGUGAAACUUCUCGAUAUUUUAGUUGUGAAAAUUGUGGUCGAAAGAUUGCUGGUGGGAGAUUUGCUCAGCAUGUGAACAAGUGUUUGGAAAGAAGGAGAAGACCAUGA